UCGAUUCGGAUCUCAUGAACAGCUCGAGCCCGUCAACCAUUAUCAAUUCAACCCCUCCGAGCCGGAGCCCGCUCCUCUGAGUGCGCCUCUUCCUACUUAUCGAGAUUCUCCCAAGAAUCGCGCCGGUCGCAAGACUUCUCUUCAGGACGGCGCUCGACGACAGAACCCUUACCCAGGUCGAGCAGGUCACGGACGCGCGGUCAGCCAAGACGAUAUUUUUGCACCAGAGCCAAAGCUCAGUGUCAUCACUACCCCUGGAGAGACCUAUGCAAACGCCAACGCGUACACUAUGUCUAUGCCCCGUUCAGCUGUCUCGUGGGGUGGUCAAUCAGCAACUCCAGGUCUCUUCAACCAAGGCUACAGCUAUCCUGGAAGCAUGGAUCCAAGUGUGAUCGAUAGGUGAGCUUUGAAAAAUGUGCAAUCACCUGAUAACUCAGCCCCGAAACCCCCGCUAUGCCGGUGGAAGAUACAUUCAAGCGACAGAAGCGACGGGAGUGUCACAAUCAAGUCGAGAAACGAAGACGAGAGCAUAUCAAUGGCAAGAUUGAGGAGCUCGGGAAGCUCUUGCCCGCCCGAUACGCCGAAGAGGCAGCGCAGGCUGAAGAGGAUGAGGAGGAGAACAGGGGAAGUUCAAAGAAGAAGAAGAAGAGACCCAACCCUAACACCAAGCAGCCCCGGGAUGCUGCUCAGUGCAAAGGUCGUAUUUUGUCGCAGAGUGUCAAAUACAUCUAUGAGCUUCAACACAUCCAGGACAUGCAAAACGCUCGUAUCCGCCAGCUAGAAUCUAUUCUUGCCUCAUCCGGGCAGAUCGCUCCAUCCGCUCCACCCCAAUAUCAACACUACAUCUGGAAUCAGCCCACUCACUCCACGCCCAUCCGUCGUGAUUCAGUGGCGGCAUCGCCUCUCGCUCCUGCACCGACCUACUUUCAGCCAUACCCUGGGAUGCCUCGACCCAUGAUGCAUCAUAUCCCCAAGACCACCGAGGACCACCACCUUGAGGUGAUGCAACCGUCACCUGACCCCGAUGCCACGACCCGAUCAAACAACUCAUCAUGGUCGGGUGGCAACAUUCAUCCGGCGUCGUUGACGACCAGCACAAGUACUAGUUUCUCCGAAGGCAGCGGUCCCCAUCACAUCUACUCGCCUGAGGACGCUGGACUCAUCUCUGGGUCAUCAGGUUCUUCACCUGAACAGCACCUUGCUCAUAUGGUGCAAAAAACGGGACCGACCAACCAGCAACCUACCGAAGGCCUUGGACUCGAAGUCGGACUUGGACCCCUGGAUAUCGAAGGCCACACUGUGUGCUGGCAAAAUUGACAGUCAUCAAGAGCUCGGAGCUGGCUGAAGGGCUACGAUGGACUUUCAUGUUCUUUCACGACAAAUUACGUUUUAAGACGGCGAUACAUUUGGGACACAGACUUGUGAUUCACGACCUAUACAAUUUUUAUACAUGUCUUUGGCGCAUUUUUUGGGUGUUCUUCUUGAUUAGAUUAAGAUCUUAGACCAGCAGUACCUUGUCGUUUUUUGUUGACGAAACUCUUGAUGUCACAACCAUGCCUCUCAUGUGUAUGCAUUUGAAACCAUUUAUUGUCUUGAAGACGACCCA
Messenger RNA from Kockovaella imperatae, 1606 nucleotides. RefSeq lists its product as hypothetical. Gene Ontology annotation, molecular function: protein dimerization activity; DNA-binding transcription factor activity, RNA polymerase II-specific; RNA polymerase II cis-regulatory region sequence-specific DNA binding. Gene Ontology annotation, biological process: regulation of transcription by RNA polymerase II. The record is from RefSeq and is a predicted model, not a curated record. The coding region runs from base 454 to 1317 and encodes 287 amino acids. NCBI's taxonomy places the organism in Eukaryota, Fungi, Basidiomycota, Tremellomycetes, Tremellales, Cuniculitremaceae. The transcript has 3 exons.